Molecule: messenger RNA, 321 nt
Organism: Prorocentrum cordatum
Lineage: Eukaryota; Dinophyceae; Prorocentrales; Prorocentraceae
Source: the annotation of a GenBank genome assembly
AUGACGCACCUGUACUACCGGGACUUGACCAUUGAUGCAGCGGGGGCCGUCAUCGUCUAUGACUGCACAGACGCUCAUUCGCAGAACUCCGUCGAGUACUGGGUGCACGAGCUGCAGAACAAGGGGCCCUCCCAGGUCCGCAUCGCCGUGGCGGCCAACAAGAGCGACGUGGAGACGAAGGCAGUCGACCCCAAGGGUAUGAAGCAGUACUGCGACGAGAACGACCUGCUCUUCAUGGAGACGUCUGCGAAGACCGGUGAGAGCGUCGGGCAGCUGUUCGAGUCCCUGGCGGCGCGGGUGGCCAGCGACCUGGGGCGGUGA